Molecule: messenger RNA, 4164 nt
Organism: Ectocarpus sp. CCAP 1310/34
Lineage: Eukaryota; Phaeophyceae; Ectocarpales; Ectocarpaceae
Source: the annotation of a GenBank genome assembly
GGGGGAAGCUCCAUGGUCGAGCCGAGGGUAGUCGCGAAGCAUAGGCUUCUGGUACAAGAAGAUGGAAAGAAGCAGGUUCACAUCUGCGACGUGCACAGCUGGAACGAUUCCGAUGAAGUAGAACACGGUGUGAGCGGCAAACUCGAAGUCCAGACACGUCGCUUCACCCCGAGCAAGACAAUCAAGCACUACCCAAAGUUCAGGCUGACGCUCUCUUCCAAGGCGGAUUCUUCUGGCCUGAUAGCGCCGUUCUUGAACCGGCUACGGAGCACUAGACAGGCUGCCGUGGUGGUACUGAACAAGCGCGGAUGGGUGGGUUAUCUGCUUCCCCAUGCAACGGAGUCGAAGCUGUACUGCCACUUCCACCGCCAGGAGCACAUGGACGCUGCACGCCAGCAGAUCCGCUCGCGGCAACCUGCUAGAAUGCCAAUGUUGGCUCCUAUCGAGCGCGGGCCUUGGGCCUCACGGAAACCAUUGACGAGUCGGGAGUUUGGAGCGAGGCUCGACGGACCAGACUACGAUCCAGCCCUGAUUUACACCAUGGACGAGCUGGACCCAUAUCGAGAUAUGCCAGCACCAUCAAAGGAAGAAUCGCAACAGUUACCGUCACUCGAUGAUACGGAGCACUCCGUCGACAGGCUUGGCAUGAAUGGCGACUUCCGAGAGCAACACUAUGACGUUCCACCUGUUGGUGUGGAUAACGGACUGGGGCAAGGAGGACAACAUGUGGGGCACCGAGAACGCGGGCCUCUAUCCGCGCAGGCAGAAGCAGCAGCAAAGUACAGCGAGGAGCUACGGACUGAGGGUCAGCAAGCUUCGAGUUUUAUCUACCACCUUAAGAGGUUCAACAAUUGGGUCAAAGCCACGCUAAUAUCCAAGGCCAGCAAAGACGCCUCCCAUGCUGGUCUGCGCGUGCUAGACUUGGCGUGCGGAAAAGGCGGAGACUUGUUCAAAUGGGCUACCCACCCUGACGGAGUGGAGAAGUACGUUGGAUCGGACAUCGCCUUCGGGUCGUUACAGCACCUGGUCGAGCGUAUGGCGAAGUCGGCGGAUAGAGGUGGCAGGGGCAACUGGAGCAAGGUUCCAGUGAAGCUUUUUGAGGCGGACCUCGGCAGAAAUGAUGUGCAGGUCGGCAUUGCUACAGGCGUUCAUCGUUUCGUAGGGUAGGGCGCUGGACCAGCAGCGUAACUUCCUUCGAAUUGUAGAAUUCCAACGAGGAGCUUGCAGUCCAUCCGGACUUUGCAUACAAUCCAUUUGGCCGCCUCGUUCUCGAUAGAAUCCCAUCCCGUUGAGCCUACACACACACCCCGGAGAUGAGGGAGACCGUGAGUACGAUUAACAAGCCUGAUAAAAGAGGCAUACUCGAUCCCGUCGGCGACAAUCAAGGUACGAAGCUCGCAACGGUCCUUAUUUUGCUUGUAGAUGGUGCUUUGGUUACCGGCCGGCGCUCGUCUUGUCACCAACUGGCCUAGUUUUAAAACCAGCAGCACACCCAUCCGCAGUCCAAGAAUUUUUACUUACGACGUGCCCAAAGAGUCCUUACUACCAGAAAUGACGGCACACCCAAUGUGGCGGCACCAUUCUGAGCUUGGAGCAUCAGACGGAUGGAGUUUGAAGUUUUGAUGUGCGCAACAUUCCUCGUCCACCCAAUCCAAAGUAAACCCUCACAUGAAAUCGAACCCUCCCUUCAGUCCGUCCUUCAAACAUGGUCCAAUCCAACUCACGUCUUACUUGAUUGAACCCAACUUGCAUGGAAAGGUGGUUCCGGUGAGGUGGCUCCAGCUGGGCCCUGCGGCUCGUCGCUUGCUAGCGCACUAUCGUCAGACUUAAUCCUGGUGUGUCGAGUAGAUUUGGUCGGGAAGCCCGCCACCAUCUUCCUGCGAGUCUUCUCGAUCGCCUUGUCGGUUCGCGCAUACAGAAACAUUAAACAGUCAACCUUACAUGUCGUGUUCGGGAAUGAAGCUCCUUUGUCGAUCGGGUUGUGUUUUGCUGCUGCGCUGGAUGCUCUCUUUCGCUUGUGUGCGCAUUUGCACCGUGAUAUACCUGAACGCCAUAUGUCGCUUGCUCAGCGCGACAGGGUAAGAGUCUGGGAAAAAACAGAGGGGCAACCUGGCGAGUGGGGCCUUCGCGUUCCGCUGAAUGAAGGUGACUUGUUUGACGUGGCGUCAAUGCAGUUUGCUUUGCACUACAUGGGCCAGACAGAAGGGCGAAUGCGACGGUUCCUGCACGAAGUCUCGAGACACCUUCGGGUUGGGGGGAUUUUUAUCGCAACUACGAUGGACUCGCGCGUAUUGAUGCAGCUGCUUAUGGGCCACGCGGAGCAAUCCUGGGACUCUUCGCUCGGACGGACAACCCGCAAGGUGGAAAUCGAUGAUGAAAGACAACAAAACUUGCUCAGCAUCGUGUUUAAGGACCCAUUCGAGUCAUAUCUGCGUCAUUCCUCUGAAGACGGCGAUGCUACCGGUCCCUUCGGACUGGAGUACACGUUCACAUUGAGAGAAACUGAACUCAACAAGAACGCUGUGGACGAGGUGCCGGAAUGGAUGCUCCCGUUAGAUGCGCUGAAGGAUGCAGCCGCUGACUACGGACUCGAGAUGGAGACGGCACAGAAUUUCCACGAAUUCUUUGCUCACGAGUCGCAAGUAUACCCAGCUCGCCUUAAUCUCCGCAACAUGCACGUGUUCAAUCCUCGGGGCACCAUGAACAAUACGGAGUGGCGCAUAGCAGGUGAUUGCCAACUUCAAAAGUGGUAACUUGGUGUGCAUAGAUGAGGCGCUUGAUGGUUUCGCUUUUACCGCCAAAGUUUACUGCCAACGCCGCAGCUCAAUUGGAACGUAUUGUUGCAAGGGUUGCACCCUCACCGACACAUGGAUAUCUAACGUACUUCCCCGUUGGUCGCGUUUGCCAAUUGUCUGCCCAUGGAAUAGGAAUUUAUAUGGCGCUUGUAUUUCGCAAGACAUCAACGGACAUGCAGUCAGGUGAGUCAUGCCGCGCCGUUUGCCACGUGGGUGUGACGGCGACGUCAGCCUUCUUGAGUGUAACCAUACAGCAAGCAAUCAAAAUAAAGUAAAUAGAGCGGAUUACCUCGCUCUGGCUCCAGCGCUACACAUUUACAUGUAGCUUUAAUGUAUUCUAGCCCUACGUAGACAACUGGCGCGUGUGCCCCUUACGUACAUCGCAAUGAGGCACACAAGACACGUACUUAAGUGAUCUUUCCCUCUCUCUCGUCUGAAACAUGAUACAGUUGGGACAACUGCCCCUUCAAGUCCUCCUUCUUCGCCACCAUUCCAACAUACACCCGCCUCUCCACCAGCACCUCCAAGCGGCUGGGAGGGCCCCCCUCCCAAGUUCCAGCCGAUGUCUCCAACCCACCCCCCUCCGGAUGUGCCAUCGAGAAGUGGCGGCUUGGUGGACAACCGUGCAGUGCAGGGCGGAUCGCCACGAUCCCCCCCACCCGAAGAUUCCGAGUCAGAUGAGGAUGAUGUGUACGACCAAGCCGUGGAAAAUGCGAGAAGCGCCGUGCGGUCUGAAGAAUGGGAGGCUUUUUCACCAGAGAGGAAAAAGGCAUGCAUCCAGAAGCAGAUGGAUUUGCUCACGGCUAAAAGAUGAUUGAAUGUCACCUAACGGGCUGAGAUGGAUCCAGAAUGUCGGGCUUGUGAGUCUUCCUUGUUGAUCUUCGGCCAGCGGGUGUCACUGAAAAAGGACAAACGAGUCGAGUGAGGUUUCAGAAGAUGCGAUGCGUCAAAGCUGCCCGAUGGCAAGUUGUGUGAUCCAUUGAGGACAGCUAGGGGUGGUUACGUCGUGUGUCAUUCUUCAAGGAACAGCAACAAAAUGACAAGAGGGGCGGAGAGUUUCCUGGGUGUGAAGCACUCUCCUUCGAUUGGGUACCCACCCACACGACGCGUUUUCUCAGAUGCGUUCUUGUUAAAUGGCAGGUUCAAAACAAGGUGUCGGAACUCAAUUUUACGCACGUGCAAGAGUUUCGCUUUGAUGCUGCGUGAGUCUACAAAUGCCAUUUUUGUGUUGCGUGCCCCUAGACCUGCGACAACGCAACUCGCGUGUUUAUCGGCUGAGGACGUGGUGUUCGAGUUUCAAGUCGAGCUUUGAUAUUGAUUGUGGUAGAAAUAACGACGAGGAAAUAUACACAAAACAGAACCAACCCGA